AUGUCAUAUGCACACUUCCAUAACUUCUGGUUGUUGGCAUAUCCUCACUUGUCAAUUGAAUGGAGCAUCAACUGUGUGCCACAGAUCAACUCAUUCAUUGAUAUCAACAACUUCUACACUCUAGCGUUCUAUCUCUUUGUAAUGGUUCUGAUCAUCACACUGUCUAACUCACUCAGAUGGUGUCUCUUGUUUGGUCUAUUCGCAUUCCUACCAUCAUCCAACAUCAUUUUCCACUCUGAGAAGCUGGUCUCUGAGGCCAAUAACUACAGCACCUCAAUUGCCUUUUGCAUAUUGUUGGCUCGUCUACUGACAUGGCCAAUGUUUAUUGCCGAAUCCAAGCAGGAGAAGGAUAUGUCGACCACGCCAGAGACUUCAACUGCAGAAGCCGCUUCUGAUGUUGAUGGUGAUGAUGAUAAUGCGGAUGAAAUACAGGCAAAUCAAUCAAAUGAUGGACUGAGGCGUAGGACUACGACAACUUCAAAGUCUGGACAAACACUGGCCAUCGCUAAAAAGGUUGCAAGUCGUAGACAUGCCAAGACAUCAUCCAGCAAGAAACCAGCACUCAAAAUAAUGUCAUUGCUGAUACUAGGUGGAUUGGCUGUUUGUGUUGCCAUAGUAUCACUCUACUCUGUUGUCACCUAUCGAAGGAACAGUAUGUGGAGUGAUGAUGUCCAGUUGCUCAAUGAUUCACUCAAUACAUGUCCAAACAGCGCAAAGCUUCACUACAUGAUUGGCAUGUUAUUCCUUGGUUCAGAGGAAUAUAAUACAGCUUUGGAUCACUUUGAUCAGGCAUUGGAAGUAUAUCCAACAUAUUGUGAGGCCAAUUAUAAGUAUGGCUAUACAAGGUUACAUGUGGACGGUGAAUUCAUGGUGGCCUCAAAGUACUUCAACAAGAGUCUGGAUUGCAACAGUACUAGAGAAAUAAGCUUUGCAUCAAUCUCACAACUCUAUGAUUAUAUGAUCGAGAGGGAGCCACAAUACUCUGAUCUUCACAUCCAAUACGCAUCACUUAUUGGCAGAUAUCAACCAGAGUCAGCUGCCUCGCAUUACUACGAUGCAGGCUCCAUUGAGCUCAAGAAGAACGAAGCAUUGGCCACACAAUACUUUGAGCAAUCACUUACAAUCUUCAUCCAACAAGUAACUGUCUCGGACCAGAUGGAACAAUGGUGUACGGCAUUCGAUUGGAUCCAGAUGACCUAUUCCAGGAUACCAUCUGGUCACUCUUACCUUGACACACUCCUAAGCAAUGCACAGAUGAGGUGUAAUUGA
Messenger RNA from Acytostelium subglobosum LB1, 1269 nucleotides. RefSeq lists its product as hypothetical. The transcript has 3 exons. Gene Ontology annotation, cellular component: endoplasmic reticulum. Gene Ontology annotation, biological process: protein O-linked glycosylation via mannose; endoplasmic reticulum unfolded protein response. The coding region runs from base 1 to 1269 and encodes 422 amino acids. NCBI's taxonomy places the organism in Eukaryota, Evosea, Eumycetozoa, Acytosteliales, Acytosteliaceae. Gene Ontology annotation, molecular function: mannosyltransferase activity; protein binding. The record is from RefSeq and is a predicted model, not a curated record.